AGAAAGCGAGCGGAGAGGAUACAUCGCCGCCCCGCGUAUUUGCUCAGUGAAUCAUACCCGUCCGAUUACGUACGGACGCGCCUGUACGCGGAUAUUCCGUCGUGCUUAUAUAUAUAUAUGUAUAUAUAUAUAUAUAUAUUAUAUACACAUCGCCUGUGUUAUUGUUGACGUGUCUCGGCGACGACUGCUAUUCAGACGAGACUGGGUCGCUAAUCGGAAAAUAGCCUAUAUUUCUGGAAAAAGGGAUUCUCUGUCUCCCCUCUGAGAUUUUUCCUGGUACGGCGAGAAAAGGAACUUUGGUUUUUCUGAAAGGAAAGUGCAGCGCUCUCUCUCUUUUCUCCCUACCUCAGGCUGUUUAUUAUUGCAUGGGAUACCUCCUCGGCUCAGGUAAACACCGAAAGAAGGAAGGAGAGAGAUGGAACUUGGAUUGUCGGCGUGAAGAGAGAGAUAGUAAUCUCUGGCAUUAGAAAGAGAGAGGACAAAAACAUAGAGCUUCGAGAGAAACCGUCAGGUCCCCGUUGCGCAGUCUGUUUACUACACGUCGUAGUUUCGCGUUGCGUGUUUCGCGCGUCAACGUCGAGAGCGUGAGCCGCAGAGGAGAGCUCGAGGAUGCCGAGCGCCGAGGAGACGACGUAUCUGAUCGGCGUGAUGCCGGACGGCGCGGCGCAGGCUGACGCGUUCCUGACGCGCGACGUCGACCUGCUGGUGUCGCAGAUUAAGGAGAAUCUACGGCUGUCCAGUCUGAAGGCCAAGUCCAGUAUCAGCUGCAAGAACAAUCGGCCGUCGCCGUACCGGGUGCCGGCGCGUUCCUGGGCAGAUCCGGCCGCCGGCUGCGAGGUCUGCGGUCUGCGAUCCAACGGCCAGCAACAACAACAACAAUCGCAGCAACAGCAUCACGUGACUGCUGCUCAUCAUCAUCACCAUCACCACCAUUAUCACAACCAUUUGAAGAGGAGCGAGAGGAGGGUGAACGAUGACCCGUACGAGGUCCUUCAGGAACUGCUGCGCGAAGGCGGCCUCAUCAAGGAGGCGGUCAAGAGGCUGCAGGAGAACCUCGACGAACUCUCGAGCGCGGAAGUGGACGAGGACGACGUGGUCAACGACGAGGACGACGUGCGACGGUCCGGUGGUGGAUACCGCAGGAAACCGUACUUCUACGAUUCCGAGGACGAGCCGUUACCGUCGAUGUACGACCCUCUGGAACUGUGAGCCGCCCGACGGCGACGCUUGGGAAAAACUUUUACGGACGUUCCUACGUUCUCGUCGUGAACAAUGCCGCUUUAUCCCGCGGUCUUUUUCGACCUGGUCUUUUUCCUUUAUUCUCUUUGGGAACGAGAUUUUAGGUAGGGUCGCUUCUUUUGUGAUUUCGGGACGGAAAGUGUCUCGAAAGCGGAUCGCAUCAGAAUUUCAUGUUGAAGAAGGAAGAUAAAAAGGGGUAUUCCUGUGAAAACGCGUUUCCUUCGCUCGACCGCGUGGGAGUCCCAGGAUGACUGGAUGGAGUGUGCGUGCGUGCAUGUGUGUGUGUGUGUAAAUACAAUUAGGCGAGAACUCGCCUUACAUGGCCGUGUUUGUAAAUACGCUGCGUUGUCGGCGCUGCGCGAUAGCUUCGCCUCGCCGCUGUAUCGACGCUCGCGGACGGACCUACGUGGAAGACUUAUGGCCGCCAACGCGGCCCGCGCCCCGCUCGACUCGCUUCACCACCGUUUUGAAACGCGCACGCGAGAUGUUCCUUUCCCGUACUGUUCUACAUCGCGUCGGUAUCUCGAGAUCAUUUAUUAAAUAUCGCUGGCGAACUCAACGUCGUCUCGACGUGACUAAUGCCUAUUUCUGUCAAUGUAGAUUAACUAUAAUCUCGGUUCUACUUUUCAUCUUUCUAUCUGA
Molecule: messenger RNA, 1881 nt
Organism: Mycetomoellerius zeteki
Lineage: Eukaryota; Metazoa; Arthropoda; Insecta; Hymenoptera; Formicidae
Product: GSK-3-binding protein
Exons: 1
Coding region: 610-1209 (199 amino acids)
Cellular component (GO): cytoplasm
Source: RefSeq, a predicted model, not a curated record